GUUCCAGUUUGCAUGUUGGCCCACUACUACCAUCCUUGACUGCGCUCACAUACACAGACUUGUUCUGAACACGCAAAGCCUCCAUUUGUCACAAAGGACGGGCGUGGAGCAAUUGGCAUUGCUAUAGCAUCCAUCUGGUGGCAUAUUGGCAGUGAACGACUUAGGUGGCUGCAAAGAAUCGCGACCAACUAAACAAUCGUUUGCACAUAGCGCAAGCACGGCAAGUGUCACGCCUUUUAAUACCCUCGAAUACGCGCAUAGUUUCGUAUACUCUUGCUUUGCACGCCGUCGAAUAUCGAUUCAACCGACAAAAUGCCAGUCUCAGCUUCCAAGGCUAAGCGUCAGGCCGAAAAGGCAGCCAAGGCCGCGGCCAAGAAUGGCUCUUCAACCGGCACCUCCAGUGCGACCGGCACAACGAAUGGAACGUCGGACACGCCUCUCACCAACGUUUCUGCUGCGACGUCUUCGGAGAACCUGCAUGCUGAUGGCACCAUCACUGAAAUGCAAAAGCUAGCUCUCGCCACAGAGCGCAAUGCAUCCGGUGUCCUCGUAUCGGACUCUCAAUCACGCGACGUGCACAUUGACAACUUCACCAUGUCCUUCCAUGGGCGCCUGCUCAUCGAUGGAGCGCAGAUCACCCUCAACUUUGGACAGCGAUAUGGUCUGCUCGGAGAGAACGGGUGCGGAAAGACGACCUUGUUGGAUGCGCUGGCUCACCGAGAUGUGGAGAUUCCAGAGCACGUCGACAUUCACUUGGUCAGUGGUGAGGUGGAACCGACUGAGAAGAACGGUCUGGAGUACUGUGUCGAGUCAGCUAAGAAAAAGGUGGCCAAGCUGGAGAAGGAGAUUGAGGAGGCGUCUGUUGCAGAUGUGGUCGAUGAUGUGCUUUUGGAACGCCUCUACGAGGAGCUAGACGCGAUGGACCCAUCGACGUUCGAGGCCAAGGCCGGCUCCAUUCUCCAUGGUCUCGGCUUCACUGCUGAGUCGAUGAAGAAGCCGACGAAGGACUUAUCUGGUGGAUGGAGGAUGCGUGUCGCCCUAGCGCGUGCCUUGUUCAUCAAGCCUCACAUGCUCUUGCUCGACGAGCCGACUAACCACUUGGACUUGGGCUCGGUCGUCUGGCUCGAGGCAUACCUCUCAACGUACCCAAACAUUCUUGUCCUUACGUCCCAUUCAGCCGACUUUAUGGACACUGUCUGCACGAACAUCAUGGAUCUGACGCAGGACAAGAAGCUGGUCUACUAUGGUGGUAACUACUCGACGUACGUGCGUGUAAAGGCGGAGAACGAGACCAACCAGAUGAAGGCCUACCACAAACAGCAGGACGAGAUUGCCAAGAUCAAGCGCUUCAUCGCCAGCGCUGGUACAUACGCCAACUUGGUCAAGCAGGCGCAGUCGAAGCAGAAGAUCAUCGACAAAAUGGAAGCUGCCGGCCUUGUGCAGCCCGUUCGCGAGCCCAAGAAGCUGCGCUUCCACUUUGAAGACAUCCGCAAGCUUCCUCCGCCCAUCAUCGCUUUCAACGAGGUCGCGUUCAGCUACAGUGGCAAGGAGAAGGAUUUCCUGUACAAGGACCUGAACCUGGCCAUCGACAUGGACUCUCGCAUCGCCAUCGUCGGUGCAAAUGGUACGGGUAAGUCGACGCUGCUCAACCUGAUCACCGGCGCACUGUCGCCAGUCAAAGGAAGCGUGCAGCGACACGCUGCACUGAAGCUGGGCAAGUACUCGCAGCACUCGGCGGACCAGCUGCCGUACGAAAAGUCACCGCUCGAGUACAUGGAGGGCAAGUACGCGGAAAAGUUCCCGAAAAAGGACAUGCAGUUCUGGCGCGGGCAGAUCGGUCGCUUCGGUCUGACGGGCGCACACCAGACUAGCCCGAUCCGCACACUGUCCGACGGGCUGCGGAACCGAGUUGUCUUCUCGCAGCUGUCCAUGGAGAACCCACAUGUCCUGCUGCUCGACGAGCCGACGAACCACUUGGACAUGCUCUCGAUCGAUGCGCUCGCGAUGGCCAUUAAGGAGUUCGAGGGUGGUGUUGUCAUCGUCUCACACGACUUUAGACUGAUCUCACAAGUUGCCGAGGAGUUGUGGGAAGUCAAGGACAAGAAAAUUGAGAACUUGACCAAGAUGGACAUCAGUAUCACCGACUACAAGAAGAUUCUGAUGAAGGGCAGUGCCGACUCGAUCGAGAAGGCCAAGCUUGUCGCCAAGAACAUGAAGUGAAGAGGCGUGCACUUGCACCUACGUCUCGCUUUUCAACUUGCGCACUACACUCCUUUACGUUGUCGAUGCCGCACUCCUGCAUCUUUCGCAUGAGCAAUGGCCUCACUUCCAUGGCCGCCUUGUAUACUAUUUCCUUCAAAAUCAACAUGCUCAUUAUAG
Molecule: messenger RNA, 2379 nt
Organism: Tilletiaria anomala UBC 951
Lineage: Eukaryota; Fungi; Basidiomycota; Exobasidiomycetes; Georgefischeriales; Tilletiariaceae
Product: putative iron inhibited ABC transporter 2
Exons: 5
Coding region: 313-2220 (635 amino acids)
Molecular function (GO): ATP binding; ATP hydrolysis activity
Source: RefSeq, a predicted model, not a curated record